Molecule: messenger RNA, 2626 nt
Organism: Danaus plexippus (monarch butterfly)
Lineage: Eukaryota; Metazoa; Arthropoda; Insecta; Lepidoptera; Nymphalidae
Product: protein FAM107B
Exons: 4
Coding region: 281-664 (127 amino acids)
Source: RefSeq, a predicted model, not a curated record
UUUGUUUAUCAAUCAAGCGAAGCAGUAUGAAAUAUCGUGGUCUUGGUAGUGUUUGUAUUUAGCCAGCAUCGAAUAAAUACGUGUAUACUACGUAAAUCGAUAUCUUAACAUUUUGAUUUUAUCAAUUACUUAACGAAGUUAUUGUUAAAAUAUUUGUGAAAUUUAAUACAGCUAUUGCAGAGUACUAUAUUCUUUUAGGAAUUCAUCUUUUGUAUCCCAAGUGGAGUUGAGUGGCGUGGGUAGUCCCACGCUGUGCGACCCAGUGCUGGGCCCAAUCGAGAUGGUGCAAGAGGGUGAAGGUGCCGGAGACGGGCUGAUAGCCCCGCGCCGGUUGCCAAACCCGUGCGUUGAAAAUCCUUUGCGAAUGGACCUGCAUAGAGAACUUAUGUUCAAUCAGAAAAUAGGCAAAAAUGUUCUCAAUCAGAAGAGCGAACUCCAAAAGGCGCUAUCGAAACACAAAGAGAAGCAGCUCAUGAAUCAAAUACAACAGCACAGAGAAACGCCAGAGUUGGAAAGAGCGAUCGCCGAGCGAGCCAGACGUCUUGAACAAGCUGAACAAAGCACAGAAGAGUUUGAAGCCGGUACAAAUCCCACACUGCAGCAAGUCCGCGCGAGACUGAGACAUGCCGCGCCAACGCCCUCUCCCGCCGCGUCUGCGCAUUAAAUAACAUUAGUGACAGAGCUGUCUAGCUUUGUUUCUGCCUACUAAACAUCAUCUUUCGUAAUAAUGCCAUCUAGCGGCGUUUUUAAGCAUUGAAUAACUUUUGGCGUUUUGUAUCAACGCCAUCUAGAUCCUUAGAUAUCCUUUUAAUUAAGGCGCUAUCUGACGCUGCAUUAAAGAACUAAUACAUUCGAAAUCGAAAAUUCAAUAAUUCAAACUUCUUUAAAUCAAAUUUGGAAGAUGGAAUGAGAGGAAAUGAUUGUAUGUUGUAAACGGCAUUAUUUUUUUUUUUAAAUUUAUUUGUCGCUUUCUAUGAAAUCCAAAAAAUGUAUGAAAUGCUUGAAAUCGAUGGAUUUGACUCUGUAACUGUGAAAAGCAUAUGGGCGAUAUGUAAGUGAUGCUUUGACUGCGAAGCUUAUAUUCUGUUUACUUUGUAGAUAGGUGAUGUGGUUCUAUAUUGUUUUGUCGUAACUUAGUCACUGAAAGUGUCACAAAAUAUAUAUUAUUUUUAACAGUUAUUGGUAUAUUUCGGUAGCUGUAUUAGGUUUUACGUUAGGAAGUUAUAUUCGUAAGUGUUAUGUUACCGUUGUUUAAUUUAUGAAACCUAACCAGUAAAUGUUGACUGAGGUAUCGACUGCGAGAGCUGUAACAAUAAGGGUAAACGUCUUCAGAAGAGAAGAAAAUAUUUUUCUAAACAUUUUAAAUUAACACCAAACAUUUCAUGUAGCCAUUUGUAAGUGUUUUUUCCUGUUGUCACCGUCAUCCUGUAGGUUCGUCUAAACAUUCAUAGUAUCUUAUAUGUAACUAUAUGGAAAUAAAACUUUUUAGUAGUUAGACAUUUGAAAGUACGGUCUAGUUCUAGAUGUUAUAUUUCAUAUUUAUUAAGUAUAUUAGAUUCUUAUGAAUAUUAGUGAUGAAUGAAAUUAUCAUCUACAUAAAGAAUUAUUCCCUUACAAUUUUUGAUAUUACCCCCUAAAUAGUUGUCCAAUAGUUUGAUAACAAAGUGUUCAUGUACGUGAUAGAUAUGAAAGAUAUUUUUGUAUUUUUAUUCAAUACCUAUAGAGCCUAUUUCUGUACAAGUUUGUAGUAUGUAGUGCCCUUUGAAAGCAAUAAAUAUUUAAGUAUUCUAUGUUUAUAUAAUGCUGUGGUUGAAUCGUUUCUAUUAUAUCUAUAACAUUGAACAAAUAUAUCUUUUGUAUGUAAACACUGGCUGGUUAGAAAGCUCAUUGCUUGGUUGAAAUUUCUUUUUUGAGGAAAAAAAAUUUUUAACUGGUGUCGAAGAUCAAAGAGUUUUUCUGUGUAUGUUUAUUUUUAAUGUAUGUUGAAGAAUGAAUUUUUAUUCAUAGUAAUUAUUAUGACUAUAUUAUAAUUAAUAACAUAUGUAUGUAUGUAGUAUAUGUACUAGAAAAACAUGCCAAAGGAAAAUUAUACAUGCAUUGUCUAUGUAAUAUUACGAUUUAUCCGCAGCAUAUAAUAACGUGUUUCCAAUUAAUAGAAUCUCUAAGCAAAAUAAAUAUUCAAAAAAAAAAAAUAAUACAAAAAUAAAACUUUUGAUCUUUCUAGUCUUCAUAAAGGAAUGUCACAGAUAAUUUCACUUAUUCAAAUGUGAAAGAUUAAAAAAAAUUUCAAAUAUUUUCUCCAUUGUGCCUAAUUAUAAAUAUUGUUGAUUAUUUUCAGAGUAUUAGUUAGAAAUUUAGAUAUUAUAUGAUUUUACAUAAAAAAAAUGAAAUGAAUUCCACUCGUUAUGGUUUCACAUGGAAGUCCUUUCUGAAUCAUGUUUUUUUUUUCUCUUCGAUAUAGAUGACUUAGUACAAAAUGUCUCAGUGAGACGUAGCUUCGGCUUGUAUGCUGUGUGUCGUGGCCAUUAUAAUUUUGAUAUUUUGUCACUAAAUAGUAUAAGCGAUUUAAUUCUUCAUAAAUUUUACAAUGAAAUGUAUCAAAGUUUGAUAAUACAUAGACCAGGUA